This is a messenger RNA of Adineta ricciae, 342 nucleotides long. The record is from the annotation of a GenBank genome assembly. NCBI's taxonomy places the organism in Eukaryota, Metazoa, Rotifera, Eurotatoria, Adinetida, Adinetidae.
AUGAAAUUUACACACGAUAAUUGCAGUAAUGACUUCGACGAUAACGAUUCGACUGAUGGAGGUUCGGCUGAUGCUGAUUUGACUGCUGAAGAUUCGACCGAUGAAGAUUCGACUGAUGAAGAUUCGACUGAUGAAGAUUCGACUGAGGAUGAUUCGACUAAUGGAGAUUUGACUAAUGUCAUUCGACGUCAUAAAAUUACACAAGUGAUUCCAUUGGUAUUCAAUCAGAAACAUCUCUUUAAAGAGAGUUUCCUUUCUAAAUCGACAUGUCUAUCAUUUCUUUGUGCAUUACUACCGUAUCAAUUUUCCAUCUUGAAUUUUGAUAUACAAUUGUCAUCCUGA